AUGGCUUCCGUCCCGAGUGUGCAAUGCUUCGGCAAGAAGAAGACGGCCACCGCUGUCGCCCACUGCAAGCAAGGCAAGGGUCUCAUCAAGGUCAACGGCCAGCCCCUCUCUCUGGUCCAGCCUGAGAUCCUCCGCUUCAAGGUCUACGAGCCCCUCCUGAUCGUCGGUGCCGACAAGUUCGCCGGCGUCGACAUCCGCGUCCGCGUCACCGGUGGUGGUCACACCUCCCAGGUCUACGCCAUCCGCCAGGCCAUCGCCAAGUCCAUCGUCGCCUACUACCAGAAGUACGUCGACGAGCACUCCAAGAACCAGCUCAAGCAGGCUCUUGUCCAGUACGACCGCACACUCCUCGUUGCCGACAACCGUCGCACGGAGCCCAAGAAGUUCGGUGGUCGCGGUGCUCGUUCCCGCUACCAGAAGUCCUACCGUUAA
Molecule: messenger RNA, 432 nt
Organism: Aspergillus fijiensis CBS 313.89
Lineage: Eukaryota; Fungi; Ascomycota; Eurotiomycetes; Eurotiales; Aspergillaceae
Product: 40S ribosomal protein uS9
Exons: 4
Coding region: 1-432 (143 amino acids)
Biological process (GO): maturation of SSU-rRNA from tricistronic rRNA transcript (SSU-rRNA, 5.8S rRNA, LSU-rRNA); translation
Cellular component (GO): ribosome; cytosolic small ribosomal subunit
Molecular function (GO): RNA binding; structural constituent of ribosome
Source: RefSeq, a predicted model, not a curated record